UUCUCUCUCACCUUAUCCUCUUCUCCUUCCCGGAUCCGAUCGCUUCAUAACGUUACUCCGUCUGUUCUCUGAUGAUCGGCAUCCCUAAUCAGCUUGUUGUUUUUCUUAGAUUUUGUCUGUAGCUUCGGCCGGGUUGUCUGCGGGAUUUGUGAUUCUUCAUUUUUUCUGUAGUUUCAGGUGAACGGAGGAUCUGGUCGUUACUCUCGGAUAUGACUUCAGCACAAGAUCCAUUCUAUGCAGUGAAAGGGGAGAUUCAGGAAUCCAUUGAUACACUGCAAGUUACUUUUCAUCAAUGGAAACAGACACCUUCAUACACAGGAGAGCUAGUGCACCUGACAAGAGAGCUACUUACCAGCUGUGAGAACAUAAAGUGGCAGGUUGAUAAAUUGGAGAAGGCAAUUGCAGAUUCUUCCAGAGAUCCUGCUUGGUAUGGACUUGAUCAUGUUGAGCUUGAGAAAAGUCAGAGAUGGACUGCCACCGCUCAUAAUCAGGUGGACACUGUGAAGAGAAUUGUAGAGGCUGGCAAGGAAAAGCGGAAUCUGCUUAGCUCAGAUGUAAAAGGCGUGCAUAAAGAGCUGAUGCAAAUUCCAGAUGGCAAUACUUCUCAUGCUGAAGGAUCAAACCAAUACAAAAAAGAUUAUUGUGAUUUUAUUACCUCAGAAUCAGAUCAACAAGUACUCCUCAUCAAGAGACAAAACGAGGAGCUUGAUGAGCUUAGUGCUAGUGUCCAGAGAAUUGGAGACAUGGGGCUUACCAUUCACGAUGAACUCAUUGGGCAGGAAAUGAUAUUCGAUGAACUAGGCAAGGAAAUGGAUAUCACUUCAAGCAGGCUUGACUUUGUCAAGGGACACCAGAGCUUCCAACUCCACGGGCGUUCAAAAAUAUCCCAUGAUUUCAACCCUCGAUGCAGGGGAAAGAGAGGAAUUUAGUGAUGUACGGUGUAUUUAUAAAAAAAAAUUCUCUAAAUGGAGGAUGUAAUCAAAGGAUAUUAGAUUUCUACAUUGGUCACCGUGUAUAUUUUUCGAUUUAUCCUAGUAGUUGGUGGGAAAUUUUUGUGGGAC
This is a messenger RNA of Zingiber officinale, 1061 nucleotides long. RefSeq names its product syntaxin-61-like. NCBI's taxonomy places the organism in Eukaryota, Viridiplantae, Streptophyta, Magnoliopsida, Zingiberales, Zingiberaceae. Gene Ontology annotation, molecular function: SNAP receptor activity; SNARE binding. The coding region runs from base 210 to 929 and encodes 239 amino acids. The record is from RefSeq and is a predicted model, not a curated record. Gene Ontology annotation, biological process: intracellular protein transport; vesicle fusion; Golgi vesicle transport. The transcript has 7 exons. Gene Ontology annotation, cellular component: membrane; endomembrane system; SNARE complex.